Messenger RNA from Brassica rapa (field mustard), 1240 nucleotides. RefSeq lists its product as uncharacterized. The record is from RefSeq and is a predicted model, not a curated record. NCBI's taxonomy places the organism in Eukaryota, Viridiplantae, Streptophyta, Magnoliopsida, Brassicales, Brassicaceae.
AAUUUUCUUAAUAACUAAAUGCAAAUUCAAUAAGAUAAAUAUAUAAUAAUAAAUGAAAAUACAUACGGUUUUAAACAAUUGAUUAAUUAUAACAUGUAAAUUAUAAAAUUAUUGUAUUUAAAAUAAUUAUAUAAACAUUUAAGUAUAUGAUUAACUUUAAAAAUAUAUACCACUAAUGUUUAAAAAUAAUAAUUUAUGUAUAGAAAAGUGAAAACAAAUCCGCGCAAAAUAAGAAGCUAUGUUGGACCAUUCUGAUAAUCUCUCUUUUUUUCCCCAUAAUACUAAUUAACGUCGUAUCAAGUAACAACAUAAAUAUUUCUAUUUUCUUUCAUCGGUAUAUUAUCUUUUGAUCAGAGAUAUCAGAUAAAGUCUGAUCUGAAAUUGUUAUAAAAUUUGUUUCAUAACGAAUCCUAUACUUAAUUUGGGCUCAUGGUUCAUGUGGUGGUAUUAAAUGUAUUAUUAGGAUGCAACUGUCUCAUAAAUUAUUCAAACGACCAAUAAUAGGUAAAGGUAGAUAAAGGAGAGUGCGGCCAAUCUAUAUCGUGCCUAACUUGGAAAAGAAGAAGUGGCUUUAAUCAGUAUCUCGAUUAGUUAAAUCCUUAACUGCAGCAUAAUUGGUUCUAAAUUAAUGAACGAGGCCACGUGGGAAAAAAUAAGAACAAGAUUCACGAAAUAAGAACAUUUACAUAUUAAAAUAUACAUAUUAUUAGCGUGUAAGAUAAGGCUCAUGGACUGAUAAAUUGGGGAGUGUAAGUGUUCACUAAGACGACAAGAGAGAAGAAUUCACAGAUAAGUAAAGUGCGAUGAGCUCGGUAGAAAAAGCGGUGGCGGUAGAAGAUGGAGAGUGGCGGCGACGACGGUUUGGGCCGAAACAAGGGAGUGUUAUCCCAAAAGAGAGGAAAUUAGUGAAGAAAAUGAUCUUGGAGGCUCUUCUUCCAUCUCGACCUUCUUUCAACUCCAAGCAGAUAGUAGAGCCACCGCGUAUCAAGCGGCUACAGUCCACUCUCCGGUAGCCUUCAACUUCAAGUGAUGUUUUGUGAAGUACCUUAGAAACUAUUUGGAUCGUAAACUAUAACAAGUUAAAGUAGUAUUUUCCCCUAAUAUGUUGUGUGUCUCUCUUGUAACAUAGUUUGUGUGUUCUUUGGCUUCUUUAAGAAAAGUAUAGAUGCGUGUGUUGUUAAUUUUGCUAAUUUCUUUGUGUAUCCAUGUUAAUUUAAGAUCUAUAAUUUGCUACAUAUCA